Molecule: messenger RNA, 1206 nt
Organism: Haliotis rubra (blacklip abalone)
Lineage: Eukaryota; Metazoa; Mollusca; Gastropoda; Lepetellida; Haliotidae
Product: ankyrin repeat and KH domain-containing protein 1-like
Exons: 4
Coding region: 121-1200 (359 amino acids)
Cellular component (GO): cytoplasm
Molecular function (GO): protein binding
Source: RefSeq, a predicted model, not a curated record
GGGAUUGCCUCAACAACACUGCCUGCGAUAUUUGUUCCGGUGUUCAUCAUCCUGAUCGGCAUCAUUAUUGCUCUAAUUGUGUACAUACUUAGAACAAGAUCUAAGGGUCGUAAAGGAGCAAUGAAACAGGUCUCGGGCCAUGAGGGCGAAAAUGAAAGGCUUACCUCUGUGGAAAGUAGCAGCACAGCUGAAAAUGAUACUCGUCCUCAGACUCCGGACACUGACCUCAUUGUGGCCUGCAAAAAGGGGAAUCUACAGGCAGUCCAUAAUAUCCUGAAUCAGAGCAAGAUUGACAUCAACAGGAAAGGACAAAAUGGUCUCACACCAUUGAUGUGGGCAGCAAGGAAGGGGCACAUAGGCGUCGUUGACUUGCUUGUCGGAAAUGGAGCUGAAGUGAAUCUCGAGGACGAUGCCGGUAACGACAUCCUUCUCUGGGCCUGUUAUGGAGGACAUGUUGCAAUGGUGAAACAUGUCGUCUCAAAGAAGAUGGUGAACAUCAACAGAAAAGGGCUGGAUGGGAGAACUCCACUCAUGUGGUCAGCUCGGCAGGGGAAACUAGCCAUGUUUAAUUUACUUGUAAGUGCUGCAGGGACACUUCCAGCAGAAGUGGACAGAGAUGGAAACAGCAUUCUUCAUCUCGCCUGUAGGGGUGGGAGUGUGAAGAUUGUGGACUACAUCCUCUCGCAAGGUGUUUACAUCGAUGAAAGAGGAGAAUCGCAGAGGACACCAUUGAUGGUGUCAGCAUACAACGGACACAAAGAGCUACUUGACUGGCUUGAGAGUAAAGGCGCUGAUGUGGCACUAACUGAUGAUGAUGACAACAACGUUCUCCAUGUGGCCUGUCUGGGUGGGCAUGUGGAUAUUGUUAGACGUGUCCUCAAGCUGGGCAAGGUGGACAUAAACAGUCUCGGUCAAUGUAGUAGGACACCUCUGAUGAUGGCAGCCAGGAUGGGGGAUAAGGAAAUAUUUGACUUACUUGUGGAAACAGGAGCUGAUGCAACACCAAUGGAUGCUGAUAGAAACACCAUCCUACAUCUUGCCUCUACGGGAGGGAAUCUUGAUAUAGUAAAGUAUGCCCUCGGGAUGGAGAAUGUGGACAUCAAUGCCAGGAACAAGCGUAAUGAAACAGCGACCAUGCGUGCGACAAGUGGAAAUGAAGUGUGCAACGUGCUUGUGUCACGUGGUGGCUUCAUACAGUAACUGAAA